This is a messenger RNA of Hyaena hyaena (striped hyena), 2018 nucleotides long. RefSeq names its product lysine demethylase 4C (gene KDM4C). Gene Ontology annotation, biological process: chromatin remodeling. The annotation marks the transcript as partial. The transcript has 12 exons. Gene Ontology annotation, molecular function: histone H3K36 demethylase activity; histone H3K9 demethylase activity. Gene Ontology annotation, cellular component: nucleus. NCBI's taxonomy places the organism in Eukaryota, Metazoa, Chordata, Mammalia, Carnivora, Hyaenidae. The record is from RefSeq and is a predicted model, not a curated record.
GCUGUGCGCGCGCCUUCGCCGCUGCCUCCCAUCCCCUCGACGGGAGGGUGAGGAGCGGAGGAGUGAUCAGGCGUCUGGGGUCCGAUGCGCGUGCGCAGCGAACAGCUGUCACCUAGUGCGGAACAAGUCUUCCAAAUUUCCCAAAUCUCUCUGGGCCGGAGGCCACCUUCUUCCUCCUCAUCUUCCUUCUUGGGGUCGUAUCUCCGUCCCCACCCGCGCGCCAGAGACUGCCCUAGUCAUUAUGGAGGUGGCCGAGGUGGAGAGUCCUCUGAACCCCAGCUGUAAGAUCAUGACCUUCAGACCCUCCAUGGAGGAGUUUCGGGAGUUCAACAAAUACCUUGCAUACAUGGAGUCUAAAGGAGCCCAUCGAGCGGGUCUUGCAAAGGUAAUUCCUCCUCGGGAAUGGAAGCCAAGGCAGUGCUAUGAUGACAUUGAUAAUUUGCUUAUUCCAGCACCAAUUCAGCAGAUGGUCACAGGGCAGUCGGGACUGUUUACUCAAUAUAACAUCCAGAAAAAAGCCAUGACAGUGAAGGAGUUCAGGCAGCUGGCUAACAGUGGCAAAUACUGUACUCCAAGAUACUUGGAUUAUGAAGAUUUGGAGCGCAAGUACUGGAAGAACUUAACUUUUGUGGCACCCAUCUAUGGCGCAGAUAUUAAUGGAAGCAUAUAUGAUGAGGGUGUGGAUGAAUGGAACAUAGCUCGCCUAAAUACAGUCUUGGAUGUGGUUGAGGAAGAGUGCGGUAUUUCUAUUGAGGGUGUAAACACCCCUUAUCUCUAUUUUGGCAUGUGGAAAACCACAUUUGCGUGGCACACCGAGGAUAUGGACCUCUACAGCAUUAAUUAUCUCCACUUUGGAGAGCCCAAGUCUUGGUAUGCAAUACCCCCGGAACAUGGAAAACGACUUGAAAGACUAGCUCAAGGUUUUUUCCCAAGCAGUUCUCAAGGGUGUGAUGCAUUUCUUCGCCACAAGAUGACACUGAUCUCUCCCUCAGUACUGAAGAAGUAUGGCAUACCCUUUGACAAGAUCACUCAGGAGGCUGGAGAAUUUAUGAUCACUUUUCCAUAUGGCUACCAUGCUGGUUUUAAUCAUGGUUUCAACUGUGCAGAAUCUACAAAUUUUGCUACAGUCAGAUGGAUUGACUAUGGGAAGGUUGCUAAAUUGUGCACCUGCAGAAAAGACAUGGUGAAAAUUUCAAUGGACAUUUUUGUGAGGAAAUUUCAGCCAGACAGAUAUCAGCUUUGGAAGCAAGGGAAGGAUAUAUACACCAUUGACCAUACAAAGCCUACUCCAGAAUCCACACCUGAAGUAAAAGCAUGGUUGCAGAGGAGGAGGAAAGUAAGAAAAGCAUCCAGGAGUUUCCAGUGCACUGGUUCUUACUCUAAGAGGCUUAAGAAUGAGGAAGACGAAGAAGUGUCACCUGCAGUAGAUGGGGUGGAGGGUCUUACCCCUGACCAAGACCCAGAAGACCUCAAGGUCAGUGAAAAAUCAGAAGAAGCAGUGAAGAUGGGGAACACAGAAUCUCCUUCUGAAGAGGAGGCUUCUGCUAGCAGGAAGCAGCCAAAUCAGAAUUCACUGGAUAGUAUCAAACUCUCAGGAAAUAUUUGCUUAAGCACGUCUAUAACAGAGGAAAUACAGACUAAGGAUGACCAUGCCUGUGGUAUAAUUCUACCUUCAAAUCCCAGUGAAGCUGAUGAUUCCAUAUCUGGUGGCUAUGUGGCAUCUAAGGAAUCAGAGCCACCCAAGCUUCCAUGGCCAAAGUCACCUGAGUCAUGCUUCUCAGUGGCAGAGAGUAACAGUGUGUUGACAGAGGGAGAAGAGAGUGAUAUGGAAAGUCGCAGGAGUGGCCUUGAACCUGGGGAGGUCCCAGUGGUUCCCAGUGGAGAGAGAAAUGGCCUCGAUGUCCUCGGUAGAAUAGAGGGAGAAACCAAAACUGCUAAAAGUUGGCGCCUUCCGCUUAGUAAGCCUCCAGCAAGGUCCCCAUUGACUCUGGUGAAGCAACAGGCAACAAGUGAUGAAG